Molecule: messenger RNA, 1947 nt
Organism: Caenorhabditis remanei
Lineage: Eukaryota; Metazoa; Nematoda; Chromadorea; Rhabditida; Rhabditidae
Exons: 3
Coding region: 1-1947 (648 amino acids)
Source: RefSeq, a predicted model, not a curated record
AUGGCUUCUGACAAUGCUGAAAUUCAAGUUGGAGAGGAUGCACGUCUUCUUCUGGACAAUCAGAACUUGAAACAGACUUGGAAUGCAAGACCCGAGUAUCUCUGUGAGCAAUCUCGUGUGGCUUGCUCAGAAGUCGAAGCUCUGAAGGCAAAGAACGCUGAUCUCCAUAGGGAAAAGCAGGCUCUCAUUGAGAAGAACUCUGUUCAAGAGGUGGUCACUGGUCAAGCCAAGACAUAUGCAACUAUGCUCGAGGCUAUGCUCGACGAAGCUAACCAUGCUCAUUCCUUGACCAGGGUGACUUGGAAUGAAGAAAAGAAAAAGUACGAAACCGCCAUGAAGGAAUUGAAAGAGUUGGGCGAUCGUCUUCGACAAGAGAAUCAAGAGCUCAACGAUAUGAUGGAAGAGUUCAGAGCAAUGUGGAAGAAAGAUACACAGAACUUCCAAGAGACUUUGAAGGCGUUCAAGGCGGAACGAGCUGAAGUCCAGAUGGAGGUGGAACGACUGACUCGUCUUUGUGCUGAUGAGCAAGAUUCUCUUAUAACUUGCUAUGAACUCAAGGACAAAGAGGAGGACGCUCAUAGAGAGACUCAAGAGAAGUAUGAGAAACUUCAAGCUGAGAUGAAAAAUGUCGUAUCGAAGCACGAAGCUACACAGGGCCAACUCCAAGAUCUUCUGCAGCAAAAACAGAUUGCUGACUCCAAAUUGGCAGCACAAGAACAUCUCAUGAAGAGUCAAUCCGCAGAGCUUGCGGCUGCUUUGGAUGACUUAAUCAAGAGCAGACAGAACACUGAACAACAUCUUCAAGAUAUGAAGGACUGCUGGGAAGUGAAGGAGCAAGCCUACGAGCAUAGACUGUCCGAAAUGGCAAGAGAUCAGGAGGAGACAGAAAAUUAUCACGAAAUGGAGAAAUCUGAUUUGACUGAUCGCCUUCGUGAGUUAUUCAGACAAAGAGAUGAGCUUAGUGGACAAUUUGCGGCGUCGAAAGCUUCCGUUCAGGAAGAGCUUGAAAUGCUGAGAGCAGAGUGCAACAUUAAUUAUGAGAAUUAUGUGAAGUUCCAAGUGGAGGCAGCCAAUCUCGAAAAGUCUCUCAGAGAAUGCAAUGAAAAACGUGAAAUGGAAUCAAACAUGUUCGAAAAGGCACUUGUUGAAGUAGAAGCCAAGCUAAGUGAGACUACUGGAAAACUUAUUGAGAGGACGAAUCGCCAUGACGAAACUCUAAUCAAGCUGAAGGAUGCGGAGGACGAUCUCGCAAACUGUAGAUCACAUAUGUAUUCCACCGCAAAUGAUUUCAUGAAGUACCGCAAGCGCAGUGAGGAAAACGACAGGGAGAGAGAACAGCUUCGUGAGCAAGUUACCACCAUGCUUCGUGAUUUUGUUAUAGAGAAGGAGAAGAUGGAGCAAAAGCAAGAAGAAACAGUCGCUGCAGUUCAGCAACGAUUCAUGAAGCAAAUCGAGGAGAUCAAGUACAACCACAUGUUGGCGAUCAACCAAGAGAUGAUCAAGGCUCAAAUGGCAUUGGACGCUGAAAAGAAGAAACACGCAAUUGAGAGUGAAGCUAUCAAGACAAAACUGGAGGAGACGCGAGCUGAACUUUCAUUGGUGAAAAUGAAUACUACCGCUAAACUCUCACUGUUGAACCAAGAAGUCAUCACUGUCAGAAAUCACAACGUUUCUGUACGCAACGAAUGUGCCAGUCUUAAGGGUACUCAAGACGCUAAUACUGCCCAGAUUAGCAGAUUGCUGACCCUCGUUGAUGAGCUCGAGAAGAGAGACAUUGAAAAGGAUGAGGAGCACGAAAUCGAGCUGUAUCAUCUGAAGAAAGCUCACAGAGAACUUGUGGAUAACAUGGGCGUCGAAGAGUUGGAUGAUGAUAAAGAGCAAGUUCGUGUUGAAGAAGUCAGCGAGAAGAACGAGUCGGCCGACUGGGAGUUGGUUGAUGAAGAGUAA